Zingiber officinale is the source of this 2464-nucleotide messenger RNA. RefSeq names its product translation initiation factor IF3-1, mitochondrial-like. Gene Ontology annotation, molecular function: ribosome binding; translation initiation factor activity. Gene Ontology annotation, biological process: translational initiation; ribosome disassembly. The transcript has 9 exons. The coding region runs from base 140 to 2194 and encodes 684 amino acids. The record is from RefSeq and is a predicted model, not a curated record. Lineage: Eukaryota; Viridiplantae; Streptophyta; Magnoliopsida; Zingiberales; Zingiberaceae.
CCCCAAACGACUUCUUCUAUUGCGGAACCGAGCCGCGCAUCCUCCGUCGCCUCCUGUGCCCAUCGCGAGCCGCACGACCACCAGACGCCCGUUGAUCACCCGGUCGAGAAGGCCGCCGUCGCGCAAGACAAAGCGGUCGAUGUUUCCCUCCCUCGCAUCCCGUCGAGUCGGAGCACCAGAUAAAAUAUGGAUGUCAAAGAGGAUACUUUUCAGCCAAUGCUAUGGAUUACCAGGCCAGACUGGAUCAGGGUUUUCUGCCGGCAGAUCGGUUCUGGAUCAACCUCAGUGUGAUCCUGACCCAAUCUGUUUGCAGGCGCAUCCGAGAUGGUAUUCCCACAUCUCCAGUGCCUCUAGAGCCCUGCUGGAUGGACAUAAUCGGCAGCUGAGGUUUGUUGUCCUGAAGCACCCUUUUAGGCCAUGCUCUGCCAUCAGUCCCUCGUCAAACUUUAUGUAUACUUCCGAGAGAACCUUUGCAGCUCCAGUACAGUUUAAACCGAAGGAUAAACCAUCUUCAGAUUCACAUGCAGGGCCUCGAAUUAAUGAAUCAAUCACCGCUUCAUUUAUUCGGCUUGUCUCUGAUGAUGGACAUGGGAUUGUCACAAGGAGGGAGGCACUUGAUCGUGCAAAGAAGCUCAAUCUUGACUUGGUUGAGGUUCAAGGAAAUGCCGAUCCACCUGUUUGUAAAAUCAUGGACUUCCAUAAAGAAAGGUACAAACGAGAAGUAAAAGAAAAGGAACGGGCCAAGACCAAGUCUUCAGUUACAUUACGGAAGGGAGAGAAUAAAGAAGUUCGAUUUAAAGGGAAAACUGAACUAAAAGAUCUAAAGAUUAAAGCUGAUUCAGUUAUAAGAUUGAUGGAGCGGGGUUAUAGGGUUAAGUGCACAGCUGUGUCAACAGGCAAAGAAGGGGAAGAUUUGGAUGAGCUCCUAUCACGGCUUUUACCUCUGAUUGAAGACGUUGCAAAUGUAGAAAGUGGUCCACAUGUGGUUUCUGGGCAAGCUUACGUGAUAGUUAGACACAUGAAGUUUUGUACAAAGAAAUCUGGAAAGAAACUCAGCGAGGUUGUGGAUGCAGUAUCUAAAGGACUACCUGGUACUGUUUCUCGCACAGAUGCAGUAGCUAGCAAUGCAAGCCAAGAUGGAGAGGCAGUCCUAAGCGAAGAAAAAUGGGAGACUAUUGAUUCCCUUCCGGAGACAGAGGAUGAAGCCCUAGCAGAAACCAUUAAUACGAAUAAUGCAACUUCUCAUUCUCAUUCAAUGCAAAAGAAUAUCAGUGGCAUUUUUCAUCAAAAGGAUCCUUUUCCUCCAGGUGCUAGUGGUUUUACAGCUCAAGGGGCAGGACAAGGCUCUUCCAGAUUUGCUUUAGGUAUGUCCAAGGAGCCCUCUGUUGCUGAAAAUAAUCGAUAUGCUGGUUUUACAGCUCAAGGGGCAGGACAAGGCUCUUCCAGAUCUGCUUUAGGUAUGUCCAAUGAGCCCUCUGUUGCUGAAAAUAAUCGAUAUGCCAAACGAACUGAAGUGAUGGAUCAGUUUCAGCAUCAGAAUGUGAUGAACAGAAGUAAUGCAGCACCUUAUCCAAGAGCACCAAGAUAUGAUGUUAAGGUGCAGCAAGAGCCAAUAAGAAGAGGUCAAGUGCAUCAGUUUGAUCCAAAUCAAGGACCUUUGAGAGCUACGAAAGCUCCUGAUUCUGGUGAUCACCAUAGAUUUGGUGUGAAUACGAGUAAACCCUGUGAUGGUGAUUCUCAUAGACCACCAAACUAUGGUAAUUUUACUACUCAGAAAGCUGUCCCCCAUAGUCAACAUAGAAACUCAGAUGAGACACUUCAAAAGCAAAGAACUGUAACACCAAUAUUUGGGAAUUUGGGAACUACUAAAUCUCCUGAUUCUGGUGAUCACCAUAGAUUUGGAGGUGGGAACGUGAGUAAACCUAAUGAUGGUGGGUCUCAUAGACCAAACUAUGGAAAUUUUACUACUCAGAAAGCUACCCCCCAUAGUCAACAUAGAAACUCAGAUGAGAAACUUGAAAAACAAAGAACUGUAACACCAAUAUUUGGGAACUUUCUCUCUAAAAAGCCGGCUGGUGCUGCCAGUGAUCAAAAUCUAGGAGAUGAUUCUGCCCCCGACAAGUCCAGUUACUCUCCCGUAACAUCAAAAUAUGGGAUUUUUAGUGCCUCAAAAGUCGCUUCACCCCGUAACUAAAGAAACUUGGUUUGCUGACAUUUGUUUUCAAAUAUUCACUUUUGGUGGCCGACUCUAACUUUGACAAGGAUUGAGAAGGCCAGAACCAUGAGAGCCAGAAAACUAAAGUGACUGGCAUCACCGAUCAUUUUUACGAAACCAACUAUUCAUUGUAAUAAAAUUGCGAGUGUAUGUCCAAGGUAUAAAAUUUUUCCGAAGCUAUCUUUUUGUGUACAAUUAUAUGGUAGAUUGACCGGGUUAGAUAUAUUUAGGCUUGAUCGGCUUAUUUAG